AUGAAAUUAACACCAGAAAAAAUCAUCAAGUUAUUAGAGUAUGCCAGAGGCGAAAAUAAAUCAUUUUUUAAUGAAGGUAUUAGAACGGCAAAGAAAAUGAUAAAAAAAUUAGAAUUUACCAAUUACCAAUACCCACACUGCAUACAAGUUGGGCACGGUAACGUCAAUUCAGCUGCUAAAAAGAAUGAUGAAGAAGAUUUCGAUCCAUCAAUGUAUAAAGAAAACCGUACUAAACAAUUAAAUGAUUCAAAUCUUGGUGUUAACCCAUGGCCACAUAAAUUUAAUGUAUCACAUUCAUUACCAAAAUUUGUUGAAGAAUUUUCAAGUAUUCAAAAAGAUGAUGCACCAUCAACUCAAGUUGUUUCAAUUGCAGGUCGUGUUUUAAGUAAAAGAGCUGCUGGUUCAGGUUUAGUUUUCUAUGAUCUCAGUGGUGAAUUCAAUAAAGUUCAAGUUUUAGUUAACAAACGUUUAUAUGCUUCAGGUGAAGACGAAUACACUAAAGUCAAUGGUCUCCUUAGACGUGGUGAUAUCAUUGGUGCUAUUGGUACUGCUGGUCGUUCAAAGACUGGUGAAUUAUCAUUAUUUGCCACUGAAGUCAUCCUCUUAUCACCAUGUUUACACAUGCUUCCAAAACCAAAUAAUCAAUUAGUCGAUUUAGAAACUCGUUUCCGUCAACGUUAUUUAGAUAUGAUUUGUAAUGAAAGCGUUAAAAAGAACUUUAUCAUUCGUAGCAAAGUUAUUCAAGGUGUAAGAAAAUAUUUAGAUAACCUCAAUUUCGUCGAAGUUGAAACUCCAAUGAUGAAUAUGAUUGCUGGUGGUGCCGCUGCUAAACCAUUCACCACCCAUCACAAUGCUCUCAAUUUAGAUUUAUUCAUGAGAAUUGCUCCAGAACUUUACCUCAAACAAUUAGUAGUCGGUGGUAUGGAUCGUGUUUAUGAAAUCGGUAAACAAUUUAGAAAUGAAGAUAUUGAUCACACUCACAACCCAGAAUUCACAACUUGUGAAUACUAUAUGGCUUACGCUGAUUACAACGAUAUCAUGAGAAUGACCGAAGAAUUAAUCCAAGGUAUUGUUAUGGAUAUCCACAAUACCCUCAAAAUUAAAUAUCAACCAGAUGGUCCAACUGGUAAAGAAAUCGAAAUCGAUUUCUCUGGUCCAUGGAGAAAGAUUGAUAUGAUUCCAGAAUUAGAAAAAAUCAUUGGUACUAUCCCAACUCCAUACACCUCAGAAGAAACUCGUACUUUCUUAGCCAAUGCCUGUAAAGUACAUAAAGUUGAAUGCUCAGCUCCACAAACCACUGCUCGUCUUCUUGAUAAACUUGUCGGUGAAUUUUUAGAAUCACAAUGUAUCAAUCCAACCUUUAUUAUUAAUCAUCCAGAAAUUAUGAGUCCAUUAUCAAAAUACCACAGAACUACUCCAGGUUUAACUGAACGUUUCGAACUCUUUGUUAAUACUCGUGAACUUUGUAACGCUUACACCGAAUUAAACAAUCCAUUCGUUCAACGUGAUCGUUUCGAAGAACAAGCUAAAGCUAAAGCUCAAGGUGAUGAUGAAGCUUGUGGUAUUGAUGAAGUUUUCGUUACCUCAUUAGAAUAUGGUUUACCACCAACUGGUGGUUUCGGUCUUGGUAUUGAUCGUUUCGUUAUGUUAAUGUCAAAUACUUACAAUAUUAAAGAAGUUAUUUUAUUCCCAGCUAUGAAACCUAUUAGAAAUGAAGUUAAACCAGAAGAUGGUCAACAACCACAACAACCACAACCAACUCCACAAUCAAAUUAA
Molecule: messenger RNA, 1776 nt
Organism: Dictyostelium purpureum
Lineage: Eukaryota; Evosea; Eumycetozoa; Dictyosteliales; Dictyosteliaceae
Product: lysine-tRNA ligase
Exons: 2
Coding region: 1-1776 (591 amino acids)
Biological process (GO): lysyl-tRNA aminoacylation
Cellular component (GO): cytosol; cytoplasm
Molecular function (GO): tRNA binding; ATP binding; lysine-tRNA ligase activity
Source: RefSeq, a predicted model, not a curated record